Hyaloperonospora brassicae is the source of this 984-nucleotide messenger RNA. Lineage: Eukaryota; Oomycota; Peronosporomycetes; Peronosporales; Peronosporaceae. The record is from the annotation of a GenBank genome assembly.
AUGGUCGAGACCCGCCGGACGUCGCGUCGGCUCCAGGCAAAGGCAACAGCUGCGGCCUCGAGCCCCACGCCGUGUGCUGCAGUUGACCCACCAGCAGCCACUCGUGCGAGCGCUGGCGCAGGACAAUUAGCAGCUGCGAGCGAAGAGCAGUUAGAACAAGUGACGUUACCCAUUUCAGAGCCAAAGACGAAGAAGAAGCAGAAGAAGAUGACUCGUGUUGAAGCUGAAGCUAUAGAGGUCAAACAGGAGGAGCACGAGCAAGAGAAGAAGAAGGACAAUGAAGAAGAAGAAGAAGAAGAGGACGACGAGGAUAUUGAUCAAUACGCUCUUGUUGCUGCGUCGGGGCUCAACCUGUCGAGAUGUACGGCGGCUUCCCAGUCGGUGCCAGUGGCUGCGCACGUAACCCGACACGUGUCUACUGCUGAGCUGGUCAAGCAGCGCAUGGUGCCCAACAAGCUCGACAGCGGUGCGGCAUUGCCGUACCAGACGUUCUUCAGCUUUGACGGGACAAAGCGCUCGAGUGCUGCUGCACUGCGUGCCGAGGCACAGGCGUUGGAAGAAGCCCACAUCAUUGCAGCCAGCCGGAAAGCGGUCGCGCACUCGGAGCGACAGCGCGUCGAGUCGCAGCACAGAAAGUCGGCGGGGCGCCGCUGGUUCAACUUUGAGUCGGAAGAGCUGACGGCCGAUGCGCGUCGGGACUUUGCUCUCCUCCGGAUGCGAAACUACUUGGACCCGAAAAAGUUCUACAAGAGCUCCGACCACUCGCGCGCGUUGCCCAAGCACUUCCAAAUGGGUCAGGUCAUUGAGGGCGCGCACGAGUUCCACUCGGCGCGUCUGACCAAGAAACAGCGUCGCCAAACCUUUACCGACGAGAUCAUGGCCGACGACGAUAUCGUCCGGUACACUCACCGCGUGGCCGGCAACAUCCAAGCAGCAGCAGCAACUCGCAGGGCUCCAGGCCGUCCGAAGAAGCGACGGAACUAG